GGAUGAUGCAAUCUCAGGCCACAAGAGGAAUGAACGCAUGUGACAGGAACUGCAGGGAAAGUCUCAAGAUGAGCUCAGGGGAAAAAAAAUGUAAGUAAAAUAAAACAAAAGCAGAAAACAUGAAGGUCACUUUGGGGGUCAGCGUUUGAAUUCAAAAUGGCAGCAAAAAAAAAAAAAAAGAAGGCAGAACAAAACUUGCUGAGUGAAAGUUGAAUUGUUUUACAUUUUGAAUAAAGUCUGGAGCAAAAGUUGAAGUUGAUGCAGUUCGGGAUCAAAUUAAAGGUCUCUCUCUCUCUCUCUCUCUUGACAUUUAAAAGAUAAUCUUUUUCUUUUCUUUUUUGUUGUUGUUGUAACAUUUCGAAAUGAAGUUGAGACGUUGACAUUCGACUGGCGUUUUCCUGAGAAGCAAAGUCCAGAAAGUGGUGAAAAGCACAAAAGCAGCACGACUGCUGGCCUCCGUGCGAUGGUGGUCUUUGAAAAACCAAACUCUGUUUCGGCCUGUGGUCUCCGUCUACAUGAGAAUCCAUCCCCAGGAUCCGGACCGAAUGCGAUUUCUGGAGCUGUCUGGAGCAGAUGGAACUCGUGAAGUUCUUCCCAGCACAGCAGCGACGGCUUCUGCACUCACCGCACACCAACUUAGUUCCCCCACAGCCUUCAGGUAAAACCGAGCAGUGUAACGGUUAAGCGCGCGCGCGCGCGCGCCCCCCGCCCUCCUCGCAGGGGCGGACCAGAACCAACCCCAUCCACCCCCAUCUUCGCGGGUUCAAGUUCCCCAGUCGGAGCCCACGCGCACGGCCAAGGAUGGCUGCGGCCGAGGCGUCGGAUCGAGUCGGCGACUGCGAGUUCCCGGACGUCGUGGAGCUGAACGUGGGCGGCCAGGUGUACGUGACCCGGCUCCAGACUCUGGUGGCGGUGCCGGACUCGCUCCUGUGGCGCAUGUUCAGCCGCCGCACGCCCGCCGAGCUGGCCCGGGACGGCAAGGGCCGCUUCUUCCUGGACCGGGACGGCUUCCUGUUCCGCUACGUGCUGGACUAUCUGCGCGACCUGACCCUGGUGCUGCCGGACCGCUUCCCGGAGAGGAGCCGCCUGCGCAGGGAGGCCGACUUCUUCCAGCUGCGGGAGCUGGCCGAGCGGCUGCGUCCCCCCGUGGGGAGCGACGAGGCCCCCGGCGGCGGCGGCCCCGACGACGACCAGCCUCCGGGCGCCGACUCCCGGAGGUCGGGCUACAUCACCGUGGGCUACCGGGGCUCGUACACCAUGGGCCGGGACGUGCAGACCGACGCCAAAUUCCGCAGGGUGGCGCGCAUCACCGUGUGCGGCAAGACCGCCCUGGCCAAGGAGGUGUUCGGGGACACGCUGAACGAGAGCCGCGACCCGGACCGCCCGCCCGAGAGGUACACGUCGCGCUACUACCUCAAGUACAACUUCCUGGAGCAGGCCUUCGACAAGCUGGGCGAGGUGGGCUUCCGCAUGGUGGCCUGCAGCUCGGCGGGCACCUGCGCCUACGCCAGCAACGACCCGGGCGAGGACAAAAUCUGGACCAGUUACACCGAGUACGUCUUCUGCCGAGGCCAGUAGCCCCCCGCCGCCGCCUUCCGCGAGUCCCCCUUGCGAUGCGAAUUUCCUCUGACCGCCUCAGAUUUGGACGUUGGACCGCUGGAAAAACUCCAACAUGCAGAAAGGGGCGGUCGGGGUCUUUCCCGAUCUUGAUCCGCAUAUUUUACACACGCGCACAACUAAACAUAAAGAAAACAUUUGACAAAUUAUUAUUAUUAUUACUAUUUUGCAUCCGCUCCUAACGGAGAACUCACCUAGUUGCUGUAAUUUUUUUUUUUUUUUGGGGGGGGGGUUCAUCAGUUCAAGUGAGUUCAAAAGUAUACAAAAGCUGUUCAUCCGUUUAUCAUAUCAUCACAAUUUUAUUUUUUCAAAUGAGUCAGACUGCACGAUAGGAACAAGACUUGCUGUAACUCACCAACAAAGUGGCAAAAUUGUGUACGCUACAAAUAAAAUUCUGAUACUAUUGGUGUCGUUUUUUUUUUUUUUGUUUGUUUGUUUUUUGCGUUCUUGCCAUCGUCUUCUUUGUUUCCGAUGAUUUCCAUGUUGUAAUCCGCCACGGCAACCGGUGACAAUAUUUAGACCGUGACCAUUUUGACACCAGCGCACCCGAGGCUCUGCCGGUAUAUAGGUCUGUGUCCAUUUUCCAAGCAGCUUAUCCUCACAAGGGUCGCAGAAGUGCUGGAGCCCAUCCCAUCCUAAGAUUGGGCGAAAGAAGGCAGUCUCGACCCUGAAUUGGUCGCCAGUCAGUCGCAGGGCACGUAUCCACACCGUGGCUGAGCGGGAAUCGAUCCCAGGCAUGCGUUGUCUUAGCCGCUUAUCCUCACGAGGGUCGCGGGAGCGCUGGAGCCUAUCCCAGCUAUCAACGGGCAGGAGGCGGGGCACACCCUAAGAUGGUCGCCAGCCAGGGCACAUAGAGACAAACAGCUGCACCCACAAUCAGACCUAGGGGCAAUUUAGAGUGUCCAAUUAAUGACAUUUUGGGAUGUGGGAGGAAAUCGGAGUACCCUGAGAAAACCCACACAGGCACAGGGAGAACAUGCAAACACCCCACAGGGGGGACCGGGAUCAAACCUCGGAACCCUUUACCAGCUGAUCCGCCGUGCUGCCUCUAUAUAUAUGUCCCAUCCAUC
Syngnathoides biaculeatus (alligator pipefish) is the source of this 2687-nucleotide messenger RNA. RefSeq names its product potassium channel tetramerisation domain containing 12.1 (gene kctd12.1). The transcript has a single exon. Gene Ontology annotation, cellular component: presynaptic membrane; postsynaptic membrane. Lineage: Eukaryota; Metazoa; Chordata; Actinopteri; Syngnathiformes; Syngnathidae. Gene Ontology annotation, molecular function: protein binding. Gene Ontology annotation, biological process: protein homooligomerization; regulation of G protein-coupled receptor signaling pathway. The coding region runs from base 802 to 1578 and encodes 258 amino acids. The record is from RefSeq and is a predicted model, not a curated record.